AUGGCCGUGACCGUGCGAUGGUUGCCGUUGGUGGUGCUGUGGGUAGCGCUGUGGGUGUGCGCUGCCCAAGGACAGCGUGGUGCGGGGCUAGCAGGCGGCGGCGGCGGUUCCUGGUUGGACAAGUUCAACAAACUGCUGAGUCGCUCGAAAGGACGCAACGCCACCGAAGACAACGAGGUGCUCGACUCGAAGGAGUACGACUUCGUGGUGGUAGGCGGUGGCACGGCCGGUAUGGUGCUGGCCAGCCGCCUGUCGGAGAACCCGAGUUGGCGGGUGCUGCUCCUCGAGGCCGGCCAGUACGGGACGAAGCUGUUCAACAUCCCGAUCGGCUUCCAGCUGGCGGUCCUGUCCGACGUCUACAAUUGGCGGCUUCUGAGUGAGAAGCAGCAGCACGCGUGCUUCGGUACGAUCGACGGGCGGUGUCCGGUGGACAUCGGCAAGGGUGUCGGCGGUAGCACGCUGAUCAACGGGCUGAUCUUUUCGCGUGGCAACCGGGACGACUACGACCGGUGGUCGGCGGCCGGCAACGGGGGCUGGUCGUACGCCGAGGUGCUGCCGUACUUCCAGCGGAUGGAGAAAGCGAUCGGGGACGGGAUGAGUCCGGAGUUCCGCUCGACCGCCGGUCCGCUGCGUGUCGAGCGGUCCGCGUUCAAGUCGGAACACUCGGCGCUCUAUCUGGAGGCGGCGAAGGAGGCCGGAUAUCGGCCGGUGGACUACAACGGACAGACCCAGUUCGGUAUUGCGCCGGUGCAGGCCACCAUGAGCAAGGGCCAGCGGCUGACGUCGUACGGGGCGUACCUGCAGCCGGUGCAGAAGAAGCGGACCAACCUGAAGGUCCUCACGGGCGCGCUCGUCACGAAGGUGCUGAUCGACCCGGUCACCAAGGUAGCCGACGGAGUGCAGUUCACGAGAAAAGGGGAACGGUUCGAGGUGCGCGCCCGCAAGGAGGUGAUCUUGUCGGCGGGAGCCAUUCUUACGCCACAGCUCCUGAUGGUGUCCGGGGUGGGACCUCGGGAGCACCUGGAGUCGCUCGAUAUCCCCGUGCUGGAGGAUCUUCCGGUCGGCGAGACGCUCUACGAUCACCUCGGGUUCUCGGGGCUGCAGGUCGUGGUCAACAGUACGAGCCACUUCGCGCCGGGCGACAUUCCGACGUUCGAGAACUUCUACGAGUAUCUGAAGGGCAAGGGCGUGCUGACGGUGCCGGCCGCCGUCGAGCUCGUGACCUACCCGAACCUGACGCUGGCCGGGCGCCGCGGACCCACGCUGGAGCUGAUGAACCUGAUCAGCUCGUUCGCCGUCGACAAGGGUACCACGGCGAAGAAGAGUGUCCGCAUGCGGGACGACAUCUACGAUGCGGUGUACCGGCCGCUGGAGACGCAGAACCACUUCACGAUCAUUGUCCACAAUCUGCAUCCGCUGUCGAAGGGCACGGUGCGGCUGCGUAGCGCCAACCCGGCCAAGGCGCCCGUUGUCGAUCCGAACUAUCUGGCCGAACCGCUGGACGUGGACGUGAUGCUCGAGGGUAUCCGCGAGGUCCAGCGCGUGCUGGAGACGGACGAGAUGCGCCGGCACGGGGCGACCGUGUGGUCGGGGGAGGUGCCGCUACCGAACUGUGCCCAGCACGGGGUGGACUCGGACGACUACUGGCGGUGUGCCGUGCGGACCGUUUCCUUCUCGCUGACCCACUUCACGUCCAGCUGCAAAAUGGGGCCACCGACGGACGGCGACGCGGUCGUUACCCCCGACCUGAAGGUGUACGGCGUGGAGAGAUUGCGCGUCGUCGACGCGAGCAUCAUCCCGGAACCGGUUUCCGCGCACCCGAUGGCGGCCGUCUACAUGAUCGCGGAGAAGGCGGCCGACCUGAUCCGGGCCGAGCACGGUGGCCACGGGUGA
Molecule: messenger RNA, 1893 nt
Organism: Anopheles cruzii
Lineage: Eukaryota; Metazoa; Arthropoda; Insecta; Diptera; Culicidae
Product: L-sorbose 1-dehydrogenase-like
Exons: 3
Coding region: 1-1893 (630 amino acids)
Molecular function (GO): oxidoreductase activity, acting on CH-OH group of donors; flavin adenine dinucleotide binding
Source: RefSeq, a predicted model, not a curated record